AUGGUCCAAUCCACACCAUCUUCGCACAACUUUAGAAGAAGCAGUACGAGCAUGAUCAAUCCCUCUCCUCAGCCAUUUUCAUCAUCCAUGUUCAUGAAGAGUGGUGGAUCAUCCUCUCACUUGUACAAAUUGCAGGGCCAGUCAACAACGACGAGUUUAAGCUCCUCUCACCAUCAUCAUCAUCACUCUUCCCAGGGUAAAAUCACCAAGCGACACAAAACUGCAUUACGGAAUUAUCCUGUCCUUGUUGCUCCUCAAAGAUCUCUGGUUGGAGGAGGAAGAGGAGGAAUAGAUCAGCAGCAGAAUCCAUCCUCCUCCUCGUCUUCUUCUUCCAUUCCACCAACACCAGUUCCCUUCACUUCGACAAGAAAGAAGCAACAACCACAGAAUGCAUCCUGUGUCCAUAUGUGCACGACUUAUUCGAGUAGUAGUUAUGGUUCCGAAAAGGCAAAAACGAUCAACAAGAAAAAUUCCUCCGUCUUGUCCUCAGUCAUGCAACAAUUAACUUUUCACUCAAUGAAUCCAAAAAGUACUGUUUCGAGCAAUGGAAAUGGUAAUAGCAGUACUGCUAGGAAUCAUUCUCAAGUCGUCGUCGUCGAUGAAGAUGGAUUGUCCUACUGCAAUCCUCCAAACUCUCAGAGAUCCUCACCUCUUCCUUCUUCACACAACCAGAGUAAGUCUCAAGCAAGAUCCAUCAAUCAUGCAUCCUCCUCAACCUCCACUACUGCAUUACAAUUCAAUCAAGUCGAUAUCAAAGCUCCUUCACGAAGUAGUCCAAAAAGAGAUCAAAAUUAUCAAAUAUUUCAUUUCAAGCUCCAUAAUCGAUCGGGAAGUACAAGUAGUAGUAGUAGCAGUAGUGGAGGCAGUAGUAACAAUGCUGGAACAUGCCAGGCACAAGCACAACCACCACUCACGAGUGAAAGAGUUACUAGUAGUACUUUAACUCCCAAUGGGGACAUGGCUGCAUGUCGUCAUGGAAAUAUGCCUCUUCUCUCUCCUAAUCAUCCUCAUAGCACACAGACUUGUAGUUCCUCACAAAUAUGGAAGAGUUGUUCAUCCACCUAUUAUACACAUCAUCAUCAUCAACAGCCAGCCUCAUGUUCUUCCUCUGCAAGUCUUACUCCGAGUGCGAGUACGAGUACGGGUUGUUCUCAACAACAGAGCCUUGCUUCCCAUCCAACUCUUUUGAAUGAAGAAGAGGAAGAGGAGCCUCUUUUCAUCAUCCUCUCUCCAUUCCGAGAACAAAGCUCUGAAUCCCCUCUCACUCUCAAAAUUCCAAGUAUUAAAUAUUUGGAGAGAACCAUCUUGAAUGAACCCAUUUCGGGCCGUGAAAAGUAUUGUGCUGCUUCUACAUCUUCCUUUUCAUCUCCAAGUGCAGCCAUGUCUCGUAAAUAUGAUAUGGAAAAGAUUUUCAAGAAUUACAUUUCGGAAAAAGAAAUGUUAACGAGUCAUUUGAAUUUGAAUUCGACCAACUCCAAAACUAUCUGA
Naegleria fowleri is the source of this 1488-nucleotide messenger RNA. RefSeq lists its product as uncharacterized. The transcript has a single exon. Bases 1 to 1488 code for a protein of 495 amino acids. Lineage: Eukaryota; Heterolobosea; Eutetramitea; Acrasida; Naegleriidae. The record is from RefSeq and is a predicted model, not a curated record.